Messenger RNA from Glycine soja, 1149 nucleotides. Its product is annotated as E3 ubiquitin-protein ligase RHA1B-like. Gene Ontology annotation, molecular function: ubiquitin protein ligase activity. The coding region runs from base 385 to 867 and encodes 160 amino acids. The record is from RefSeq and is a predicted model, not a curated record. Gene Ontology annotation, biological process: protein ubiquitination. NCBI's taxonomy places the organism in Eukaryota, Viridiplantae, Streptophyta, Magnoliopsida, Fabales, Fabaceae. The transcript has a single exon.
AACGUGAAAUGGAGGGAGUUGGGCGCAGAGAAUCGAUAAGAAUAUUUUUUUGCCUGGAUUGAGUAGAACAAUGAUUCAAGCAAGGUGCGAGAGAGACAUAAAAUAAUGAGAGAAACCAACGAAUAAGACAGCAGUUAAAGGUAGAACAAGGCACAGUGUACAUACUUUAUGAUGAAAAAAAAAAUAUUGUCCCAUUUCAUCUCAUCCAUGCUCCAUGGGUCAUGGGUGUCAUUCUCAAUAAAACCAAAGCCCAUUCUUGGUAUUUCCGCAUCUCCCAAGUUCUCGUCUAUUUAACGCCUCCAUCCAUGGAAACUCUAACCUCUUGCUCUUGCUUAUACUAACUAACUCUUCUUGAGAAACUCUUUCUCACACGCCAAGAGUAACAUGGGAUUUCCAGUGGGGUACACAGAGUUGAUGCUGCCGAAGGUGUUUCUGCAGGUGCUAUCCGUAUUGGGCUUGAUAAGAAAACUCAUCACCGUCCUCUUGUGCUACAUGGGCUUCCACGAUUUCUUCGAAUCCGACAUUGCGUGGCCGGAGAGGGCGCCGGAAUUCCAGUCGGUGUGGGCGGUGCUCAUAAGGGAAAUCCUACCGGUGGUGAAGUUCUCGGAGAUGGAGAUGGAGAUGGCGGAGGCGCCGGAGAGCUGCGCGGUGUGUCUGUACGAGUUCGAGGGAGAGGACGAGAUCAGACGGCUGACGAACUGCCGCCACAUAUUCCACAGAGGGUGUCUGGACCGUUGGAUGGGAUACGAUCAAAGAACGUGUCCCCUGUGUCGGACACCCUUCAUACCCCACCAUAUGCAAGCUGCCUUCAAUGAUAGACUUUGGGCUGCUUCAGGGAUUCCUGAUUUCUAUUACAAUCAUGAAUGACUCUAGGGAAAAAAAAUCCUAGAUUUGGGGACGGGAGUGUUCUGUUUAGGUUGUUGAGUAUGUGUUCAGUGUUCAAUGUUCGUGUAAAUAUUAUACAAAAUGGAAAGCGGAGAAUUGUUGUUAAAUAUAUCCAUUUUAUUUAGAUUGUUAAUUAAUUCCAGCUAGCUGCGUUGAGAUUUUAUUUUUAGUGUUAGGGUCUUUUUGGAUUACUACUAUUUUCAGUGUUAGGGACUGAUCUUACUAUUGUUAAUUAUUUAUUUGUUUAUUAACCGAUUGGUAAGA